Molecule: messenger RNA, 776 nt
Organism: Cimex lectularius (bed bug)
Lineage: Eukaryota; Metazoa; Arthropoda; Insecta; Hemiptera; Cimicidae
Product: acetylcholinesterase-like
Exons: 2
Coding region: 1-477 (158 amino acids)
Biological process (GO): choline metabolic process; acetylcholine catabolic process
Cellular component (GO): plasma membrane
Molecular function (GO): acetylcholinesterase activity
Source: RefSeq, a predicted model, not a curated record
AUGAACCAAAUGCAUUUUGAAAUUUGCUGCGAGAANUCUAACAUUACAUGCUCCGUCAACCAAUUUGCUGACGUUUAUGCUGGAUUACAACAGGAUGUGUAUGUUUAUCUGUUCGACCGUAUUUCCAAUGUAUCACCAUGGCCUAAAUGGACUGGUGGCAUGCACGGAGAAGAAACCUACUACGUCUUCGGUGAGCCGCUCAAUGCAACCAAGGGGUACAGUGAGGCAGACAAAAAACUGAGCAAGGAAAUGAUGAAGUACUGGGCUAACUUCGCCAGAACAGGGGAUCCCAACAAAGAUGACAAAAGCCAAACGACUUCUGUUACAUGGCCGAAAUACGACACCACGCAAAAGAAGUACUUAAAACUUGCCGAAAAAAUUGAAGAAGGAUCAAAGCACCGGGAGGACCAAUGUACAUUCUGGAAAUCUAUUGAGGAUGAAGAAUUAGAACGUAAUAAGAAUAAUCUUUGUUUAUAGAAAAAUUCAUAACACCCUGAUCGUACAUUUUAUACGAUUUCGAUUAAUUGCCUGUAUUUAUACUGUAACUAAUUAUUUAAUUACUUGUCUUUUUGUUUAAAUUUAAUUUAAAAUUUUGACCAAGUCCUGCCAUGUAACUAGUAUGUUUUAUUCAUAAGAAUACCAGCAAUCGAAUAAAACCUUCAUCAUUACAUGCCAUUUGUUUAAUGCAGAAGAGUACCUUUAGAAAGGAAAAAUGAGCAUGUGUGUGUAUUCACCAAAGUUGACAAGUUUGCACAAAAAUAUAACAUUUUGACCAA